AUGGCUGAAGCAGAAACACAACCACGUCGACUGUCGGCGGAUAACCAAUCAGUUUCGAAAGCCGAUGUUUCUAUGAAGGAACGCUUCUUCCGCUACUUCCAGCAUGAGAUCACCGAUUUGCAGCAGGAGAUGGAUCGGCUUGCAGAUACGUCUCUCGUGGGUGGUGAACGUGCCGAUGCAACAGACCACUGCCUUGCCGGGAUCGUACGGUUAUCCAAUGAGGUCAAGGAUGCAGCGAGCUAUAUCCCCACUUAUGAUCAGAGGGUGUACGCAGAGGCAAUCAAGGCUUUGCAGGAUCGAUUGAGCGAAAUACGUGCAACAUUCGAGCCCCGAUCCAAGUUUAGCUUCAAGAACAAGAAAAACACCUCUGCUGUAUCUUUGUCUGAUGCUGCCGUGCUGGCAGUUGAAGGACGGCUUAGCAUCCCUGGGUACCACUCUCCAGGUGCCUCGUCUAUUGACUCGUCCGCCAACCACACACCCAACUAUCCUUCCACCCCACUGAACGAGCCAGACAAGCAGCAACAAGAGCGACCGGAGCUUGCGCCCACUUCAUUCCCAGGUGGCCCGGUCGGGGACUUUAGCACAAAUUCCCAGUCGGAGAAUCCUCCCCCUGGUGCGUUUGCGGCCACCGGCGUAUCCUCUGUGUCGGUCGAUGACCAUUAUGGCCUUCAUAUUAUGCUUCCGGCCUCUGGGUCGUCACCCACAGUCCCGGUAUCAAUCACCUCCUUGAAUCGCUGCAUCGUGGAUAUGUCCAUUCCUACCGCCAACGGAAAGCCAUACGCCAGUCUGACUGCCAAAGGGAUCAAAGAAAGCUUAUUGAUCUGUGGUCAAGUCAAUGGCCCCGCACACAUCACCGGUGUUAAGAAUAGCGUGAUCGUGAUCUCAUGUCGCCAGUUCCGCAUGCACGACUGCAGCGACGUUGAUGUCUAUCUCAGCUGUUCUAGCAACCCCAUCAUCGAGGACUGUUCCAAUAUUCGGUUUGGUCGGAUCCCGAAGGCCUAUGCUUUGAGGCAUGACCGUCCCGAUCACGAAGACCGUUGGAGCCAGGUCGAAGAUUUCAAAUGGAUUAAGCAGGAGCCUAGUCCAAACUGGAGGCUGCUCGACCCCAACGAUGCCGUUCCUGAAGAGGUCUGGGCAGAGAUUGUUCCCGGCGGGCCGGGAUGGUCUCUUGAGGACAUCUUGCAUGCCAUUAAUGUAGUCCCAAACUAG
Penicillium roqueforti is the source of this 1209-nucleotide messenger RNA. Its product is annotated as putative tubulin-specific chaperone c. Lineage: Eukaryota; Fungi; Ascomycota; Eurotiomycetes; Eurotiales; Aspergillaceae. Gene Ontology annotation, cellular component: cytoplasm. The transcript has 4 exons. Gene Ontology annotation, biological process: tubulin complex assembly; post-chaperonin tubulin folding pathway. The coding region runs from base 1 to 1209 and encodes 402 amino acids. The record is from RefSeq and is a predicted model, not a curated record.